Prorocentrum cordatum is the source of this 486-nucleotide messenger RNA. The record is from the annotation of a GenBank genome assembly. NCBI's taxonomy places the organism in Eukaryota, Dinophyceae, Prorocentrales, Prorocentraceae.
AUGCAUGCCGUGUUCGAUACAUUUCUUUGGGUUCAGUUGCAGCGCUUGGACCAGCUCGUGGGAGAUGGGCGAGCAAUGGCCGACGGCUGUGGCGCUGUUGAGCGAGGUGUGGGAGGCGAAGCAGCUGGAGCCCGAAGCCUCAGCUACAGCGCUGGGAUCAGCGCGUGUGAGAAAGGCAGGCAUUGGCAGCGGGCUCUGUCGCUGCUGAGCGAGAUGUGGGAAGCGAAGCUGGUUCCCAAUUUCACCAGCUACAGCGCUGGGAUUCCGGCUUGCGAUAGAUGCGGGCAAUGGCAACAGGCGAUUUGGUUGCUCAAGGAGACGUGGACGCAAAUGUUGGGUCCAAUGUCGGUAGCUUCAUUGACGCCAGAAUCAUCGCGAUACGCGGGUAAAUGCAGAACAAACUCAAUUUUGAGGUCAACGAGUUCGGGAAAGCUACACUUUCCCAGCUACGCUCGGACCAGCGCGCGCGAGAUGGGCGAGCAAUAG